Messenger RNA from Thlaspi arvense, 1693 nucleotides. The record is from the annotation of a GenBank genome assembly. Lineage: Eukaryota; Viridiplantae; Streptophyta; Magnoliopsida; Brassicales; Brassicaceae.
AUAACAUUUCGCAUUUAAGAUUUUUUUUUAACUCGCUAGAUCCUCCAUUCUCCAAACCCUUGAGCUUAGCAUCUUACCGUAAUUUUCCCCAAAUUCUCUCUCUCUGUUUUCGUUUUUCUCCGUCUUGUAAAAUGAAAAACCCUUGGUUUUUUCAAGUCUGAAACUGUAUCGGUGUGAAAUUGUAAACAGUAAUCGGUUUUUUUUGAACGAGUGGGGUAAUUGCGGAAAUGGCAUCAGGUAACUUUGAGGAUGAUCAAGAGGGAACUGUAUCGAUCAAUGAAUACAUCGAAAGCUUGGACGCGGAAGAGCUGGAAGUUGAUUUGGUGUUGGGUGGAGAUGAGGGAGAUGAGUGUACUUACCCAAAGGGUUACAUGAAAAGACAGGCGAUUUUCUCAUGCAUUACAUGUAACCCAGAGGGUAAUGCUGGAGUUUGCACUGCUUGUUGCUUAUCUUGUCAUGAAGGCCAUGAGCUUUUGGAGCUCUGGACUAAGAGAAAUUUCCGAUGCGAUUGCGGGAACUCAAAGUUCGGAGCUUUAGCGUGUAAGCUUCUCCCGGGGAAAGACAUAGAAAACUCUGAGAAUUCUUACAACCACAACUUCAAAGGCUUGUACUGCUCCUGCGACCAACCUUACCCUGACCCAAACGUGGAAGAGCAAGUGGAGAUGAUACAGUGUUGUAUCUGUGAGGAUUGGUUUCACGAGGAGCAUCUCGGUCUCAAAACUUCAGACAGUGUUAGUAGCCAGAUUCCAAGGGAUGAGGAAGGAGAGCCGAUCUACGAGGAUUUCAUUUGUCAAAACUGCUCCCCACUUUGUUCGUUUCUGACGCUUUAUCCUGAGAAAUUGUGGGUUGCUUCUCCAGUAGAUCCCACCGGUUCUGCUAAUGCUUGUUCAGACACUACCGAGUUAAACAAAGACCCCUCGGCUUCUGAACCUAAUCAGCCUGAGAACGGUACUGAAGCUAAAGAAUCUGAUUUAGGAAAAUGUACUGCGAAGGUCGAUGGCUCUGAACCCAUUCCUGCGGCUGAUUGUGCUAUUGGGACGCGUCUAACCUCGUGUACUGAGUUUGAGAAGAAACCGCUGUUUCUGACCAAAAACUGGAGGAACAUGUUGUGCAAAUGCGACAAGUGCGUAGAGAUGUACAGCGAGAGAAAGGUAAGCUACUUACUUGAUGCAGAGGACACGAUUGGCGAAUACGAGAAGAAGGCAAAGGAGAAGAGAACAGAGAAGCUGGAGAAACAAGAGGGUGAAGCACUUGAUCUUCUGAAUAAUCUCGACCAUGUAGCUAAAGUCGAGAUCCUUCACGGCAUCAAAGACUUCAAAGAAGAAUUCUGCGGUUUACUGGAGAAUGCUGGGCCAUCAAAGGUGAUAACAUCUGCAGAUAUUGAUCAAAUGUUUUCAAAUCUGAAAAACAAACGCAGAAAGACGGAGUGAGUUAGAGUCAACGAGUUAUGAGAUUUUAAGAACUUUCUUUUCACAUCUCAUGUUAACAAACGCUUUAGAUUGUUGUUUUGUUGGUUUGAAAUGAGGUUCCCUUGCACGUUGUCUGUCUUUUAGUUCCUAAGUUAUGCAUCCAACUUUGUACUUUAAUGUAUGGAGUUUGUCGCUUAUGCGUAACAGUUUACUAUUAUAUAAAAGCUACUCGUUCUACAACUACAAUUUACUUUCAUUUUCAGCAGGUUUUUAAUGAGUUUUAG